Molecule: messenger RNA, 4086 nt
Organism: Leptonychotes weddellii (Weddell seal)
Lineage: Eukaryota; Metazoa; Chordata; Mammalia; Carnivora; Phocidae
Source: RefSeq, a predicted model, not a curated record
UAUUCCGGGUGGUUAUGUGUUUCCCACCAGCCACCCAUGGGACACCGUCAUCAAAGCUGCCAUGAGGAAGUACCCGAAUCCAAUGAACCCCUGUGUCGUGGGAGUUGACGUGCUGGAGCGCAGUGUGGACAGCCGGGGCCGGCUUCACAGCCACCGCCUCCUCAGCACCGAGUGGGGGCUACCCGGCUUCGUGAAAGCGAUUUUGGGAACCAGUAGGACUUUGACAUACAUCAAAGAACAUUCUGUUGUGGAUCCAGUAGAAAAGAAAAUGGAACUUUGUUCCACCAACAUCACACUCACAAACCUGGUGUCGGUGAACGAGAGGUUGGUGUACACUCCGCAUCCAGAGGACCCUGAAAUGACUGUGCUCACACAAGAAGCCAUCAUCACUGUGAAGGGGAUCAGCCUCGGCAGCUAUCUGGAGAGUUUGAUGGCCAACACGAUAUCAUCCAAUGCAAAGAAGGGGUGGGCUGCUAUUGAGUGGAUAAUUGAAAAUUCUGAGCGCGCUGUGAGCUAACGGGGUCUGCACCUGCACCUUAUGAUGAACAGUGGUAACUAUAGUGCUCUUUAACCCCAUAGAGAAUUAAGCAUCUUGCUAACCAUGUGCAUGGUGUGCGGCGCUGGGUGUUUCAAGGUGCGGCUGCAUGCGUCUCCAGCCCUGUGCUCCUUAGUAUCUUCUGGAAUGGAAACCGCCAUUAGUUCAUCCUCUUCCUAAUUCAUCUCCUUGUUUCAUGGCAGGAUUUAUUUCCCAGGAAGACCUGGAUAUUGGUUAUCUGGUCUCCAAGAGAGGCAGUUCAGCAUCUCCCAAGCUGUUCUCAGUACCUGCUUGCUUAAACAUUUCCUAGAAUUAGUGUAUCAUCAGAAAAGAGGCUUUCACGAGUAGUUCCAGACCGAUCAGAUGGGAGGGUUUUUUCAUUUUGGGCAGGAUCUGAAUAUUUGCACAUGUUCUUAUAAAGAAUGCCCUGUGCCCUUGCAUCAGUGCUGUGGGUCUGGGGGGAGUCCUGCUCCUCACUUGCUGUAGGCCAGCACCCAGCCAUGUAACUGCCACUGGCUCCUUUCUUUUAGUGGCAAAAGCCAUUUCUAGCAUCUUCUUGAGCUUCACAAACAUUCCUUGGUUUCCUAGGCCACCAGUGGCUGGACUGUUAGAAAGGAAUUUGACACUUAAUUGGUCAACAGUCAUCUUCAUACUUCAUAGGAAAGUCAGAGAGUUUCCUGCUUCCCUCUGUUUAGGGAAUCCUAAUACUCCUGCCUUGAAACCCUCACCCUGUUGACCUUCCAUACUGUGCUGCUCUGGGCCCCGCUUCCCACGGUUGGUCUCUCUGUCUGUCUGCAGCAUGUGUGUACACACUCGGUGCCUCAGUCAGCAAACGGGAGCCAUGUGGCUCAGCCUCCUUUAAGAACUUCCUGCUGAAGCUUAAGUUUGCAGAAGACCUUCACCUUGAACCCAAGGUCACGAUCUGCCGCUGGCUCUCUCUUCUUCCACGGAUGCACCAGUAAGGUGACCUCAUGUAGAGAGCCCGCCUGCCUGGUGAGCAUAGUGUGUGUGGGCAGUGUGGCGUGUGUGAUGUGUCACUCUGAGCUGUGGACUCUGUCACAUUCUCUUUCCUCAUAAACUAGGGCUAAACUGCCUCAGUCUUUAAUCAGAUGCCUCACCCAAAAAAAUUAAAGAAGAAAGAGAGAAAGAACAAAAGAAAAAAAGGAAGGAAGAAGGAAAGGAAGAAAUAAGCGAGCCUUGAAUAUGGUUCGCCCCGUCUGGGAGAGGUGUGGGAUCUGCUGGAAUCUGCCCCUUGCCUGGUCACAGCCUCCACCGGGCUUUUCGGCAAUGACCUCUCAAGACAGGAGGCCCGUCUGUUGCAGAGUGAGACCCAAAGAAGGGAAGACCCCUAGGAGGGCGAGGGCCGCAAAGCUGCCACGGCACCGCUGCCCACAGGCCAGCCACCCCCGGGCCAGUGUUAUCAGAUUGCUCUUGUGCCUUGUCUGUCUUCCCCUGGGCAGCAGCUCCCAGCAAUUUUCUGCUGACUCUUGGGAUCUUACUAAACAACUCUGCUCUUUCCUGAUGACUCCCCGUUUCCCUUCCAUGCCCCUUGGCCAACCGUCUGCACUGCCAGUCUCUUCACACAUAUCUGGCCACCGUUGGUCACGUCAGAUGCUGCCGCCGUGCAACCUUCUCACCACUGUUAGUGCAGGUCUGCACACGUUGGAAUAGGGGCGUCCACCCCCACAGUGACAUGUGUGGUGAUGGUACCGUGAGCUCUCCCACCACACAGUUGGAAUUGGUCAAGGGAGCAAAGCGCUCUGCUCUCAGGCUGUGGCUGGCUUGUCCUGGGUUCUGGGACCAGCGACCUCCGGGGCUGAAGGCUUGUGUUACUUGUCACUGUUCACACCCAUCCAUGGGGAGGCUCAUGCACAUGGAGCCACUGUGAUGAGAUGGUGGCGAAAGUGUUUGUGAGCUUGAGCUGUCCCGUUAGCUUUAAGGUACUUCCAGGUGGGAAUUUGAACUUUCCUGUUUUCACAAGGAGAAUGUAAAAUCUUUCAGUCUGCUUUGAAUUCUAAACACUUCAGAGAAGGCCUCCCCCAUAAAGGAUGAGUAGAACUGUGUUCUACCGUUUUUUUAGAUAGUGCUUUUUGUUUGAUAAUAGUAUGUCUAAUCUAAAAUGAAAUGAUAUUCAUUUAUAUUUUUACCAGAAUAUUUUAAGCUUAUAGCUCCUGGUAAAACUGAGUUAAAAGAUUUAUGGUAAAAUAACCCCCCUUACUCCUUCUGCAAAGCACGUUUCUACACUUCUGAGGGGAUGCUCAACUCUUUUGGCAGUUUUUGGCUUUUACUGCUAGAUUUCUAAAUAAGCAUAUCCUGCUAUUUCUUGAUUUGCCAAUUUUAGACAUUAUCUAGAUAUUACUUACCUUUUUGCUAAAGUAUUAUUUUAUCUCUUUUAUCUCUUCCUCCCCACUCCUAUUCCCCCAAAAUAGCUAUAUUGUUUAUGGUUGAAAGCACAUUCAGAGUUUCCAUAAUUCUGAAAAUACAAAUACAUCGCUAUUGCUUAUUGCCAAGCCAUAAUUACAUUUUCUUUCUUAUGCAACUUUUUCCCCCUUGGGGAUAAUAAUUGUCUUAUUCUUUUCAUUUAUUUAAUUAUAUAUUUUAAAGGUCUCUGGCUGAGUCCUUCCACACUCUUAAUCGCUCUCUGCAGUACCUUGUGACGUCAUUUUCCACAGGUCAGUCUUUUUGGGCAGCACACACCCUCCCAGUUUCCCUAGCGCCAUCUUUUCUGGAAGUUAGGCCUUACUCUCUGACCAUGUGGCUGUCAUCCCUUUUUGUGGGCAUUUCUGGACAUUUCCUUGAUCUUCUCCUCUCCUGGAGCCCUUCUUUCCCUGCUUCCCUGCCUUCCUCUUUCUCUUUCCUCUCAUGGGAUGGGGAAGAACAUCUCAUCAUGGCUUCUCAGACUUGGCAGAUCUGAAAAUGGCUCUUCUAUUCUCAUACUUCGUUCAUAGCAUCGCUGGACAUAUAAUUCUAAAAAAAACCAAAAAAACAAAAAACUUUCACUCAGAAUUUUGAAGGCAUUGUUCUGUUGUUUUCCACUCAGAUUAUCGAUUCUCUAUAUGUGACUUAUUUUUUCUCUCUCUGAAAGCUUUUUGGAUCUCUUUAUCCACGAUGUUAUGAAAUUUCAUGCGGUUAAGUCUCAUUUGAAGUGAACUUUUAAAAUUCAUUGUGCUGCACUGUGCAUAUUAAAUUCCUGGUUUUGAUAUUGUAUUAUAAUUAUGCAAGAUGUUAUUGGGGGGAGUGGGUAAAGGGUACAUGGGACAUUCCUGUACUAUCUUUGCAGCUUCCUUUGAAUCUAUUAUAAUUUCAAAAUUAAACAUUAAAAAAAUAUAAAUAGUAGCAUCAUGGAAAAUGGUAGAGGCAGGUGCUCCCAGAAUUGGUCCCUCCACUGAAAUAACCAAUAAGCUGGCAAAAAAUGACAGAAUCAACUUCUGUAGAACCAUGGAUUCUAAUAGAAUACUUCAACCAGGGGAGCACUUAGUGAAUCUAAGUCCUAUCUAACCUACCCUGCAGAUUUUGGACUUGCCAGCCUCCAUAAUUAUGUCAGCCAAUUG